AUGGUUGAUUUAGACAAUGUUUCUACACCUUCAGGAGAAGCCAGCAUCUCUUCCUCUGGUAACAAUAAUAACAACCAAACAACAACCCCUCCAAAACCCACUAAGAAAAAACGAAACCUCCCAGGAAUGCCAGAUCCGGAAGCAGAGGUGAUUGCUUUAUCUCCGACGACUCUGUUAGCUACGAAUAGAUUUGUGUGUGAAAUAUGCAACAAAGGUUUUCAGAGGGAUCAGAAUCUUCAACUCCAUAGGAGAGGUCAUAAUCUGCCAUGGAAACUGAGGCAGAGGUCGAGUAAGGAAGUUAGGAAAAGGGUUUAUGUUUGUCCUGAACCGACUUGUGUUCAUCAUGAUCCUUCUAGAGCUUUAGGCGAUCUAACGGGGAUUAAAAAGCACUUUUGUAGAAAACACGGUGAGAAGAAGUGGAAAUGCGAUAAGUGUUCUAAGAAAUAUGCUGUUCAAUCGGAUUGGAAAGCUCACUCUAAAGUUUGUGGUUCUAGAGAGUAUAAAUGCGAUUGUGGAACCGUUUUUUCCAGGAGGGAUAGUUUCAUAACGCAUAGAGCUUUUUGUGAUGCGUUGGCAGAGGAAAAUGCGAAAUCUCAGACUCAACCGGUUGUGAAAGCUAGUUCAGAAUCUGAUUCGAAGGUUUUGACUGGAGAUUCGUUGCCUCAACCGCCUCCUCCUCCUCCGUUGCCGGUGGUGACUACCACUCCUCAGUCAAAUAGUGGUGUGUCCUCUGCUUUGGAGACUCAGAAGCUAGAUUUACUAGAAAUUCCGCCUCAAAUCGUAGAGGAGACACAACCGGUUGUCGUUGCUACUACUACUUUAAAUGCUACUACUAUAAAUGCUACUACUACUUUAAAUGCGAGUGGUAGUAGCAGCAGUACUAGCUCAACAAGCAAUGGUUGUCCCGCUACUAGCAGCGGUGUGUUUGCAAGUUUGUUUGCUUCUUCAACAGCUUCAGCUUCUACGAGUCUACAGUCUCAAACUCCAGCAUUCACUGAUUUAAUUAGGUCCAUGGGAUGUCCAGAUGCUCGCCCUACUGAUUUCUCAACUCCUCCAUCGUCCGAGGCCAUAUCCCUUUGCCUCUCGACCAAUCAGGGAUCAUCCAUUUUCGGGACAGGUGGCCAGGAGUGCCGCCAAUAUGUACCUACACAUCAGCCACCAGCUAUGUCUGCCACUGCAUUACUUCAGAAAGCUGCUCAAAUGGGCGCUGCAGCAACAAAUGCCUCUUUGCUUCGAGGGCUUGGAAUCGUGUCGUCCUCCGCUUCCACUUCAACGGGUCAGCAAGAUAGCCUUCAUUGGGGUCUGGGACAAGUGGAACAGGAGAGUGCUGGCUUAGUUCACGCGGGACUCGGACUAGGUCUUCCUUGUGACAGUGAAUCUGGACUAAAGGAAUUGAUGUUGGGGACUCCGUCGAUGUUCGGUCCUAAGCAAACAACUCUUGAUUUUCUAGGAUUAGGGAUGGCUGCAGGUGGCAGUGCCGGUGGAGGUUUGUCAGCACUUAUCACAUCAAUUGGCGGUAGCAGUGGAUUGGAUGUUACAACAGCAGCUACAUCUUAUGUUAAUGGAGAGUACUCUGGCAAAGAUAUUGGUAGAAGCUCAUGA
Messenger RNA from Lathyrus sativus (Indian pea), 1602 nucleotides. NCBI's taxonomy places the organism in Eukaryota, Viridiplantae, Streptophyta, Magnoliopsida, Fabales, Fabaceae. The record is from the annotation of a GenBank genome assembly.